This is a messenger RNA of Phialemonium atrogriseum, 1202 nucleotides long. RefSeq lists its product as uncharacterized. The record is from RefSeq and is a predicted model, not a curated record. Lineage: Eukaryota; Fungi; Ascomycota; Sordariomycetes; Cephalothecales; Cephalothecaceae. The coding region runs from base 27 to 923 and encodes 298 amino acids. The transcript has 5 exons.
CUCGUCACAUCUGGUCUCGGGAGGACAUGGCAACAGAACUCAACAACUUGGAUUUGGAGGCCCAGAGUGCGGGGCGCGGAAUAGCAGGAUACGAUUUGAUGGGAAAGUUGAUGGGAGAAUACCCUGAAACGGCAAUAUUUCGAAGCUUCUGCUCUUUCUCCGCCGAAAACCUCCUCUAUCUCCAGGCAGAACUUGUCACUCUAGAAAACGAGUUGCGCGAUGCUCAAAGAGAAGACCAAACCUCACCCCACAUUGAGAGGCGACGGUACGCAGUGAACUGGGCUAGACUCAGCGGCUCGCUUGACGCAGAGGCUUCACACCAGGACGAUGGAACUCAGUGGGCGACUGUGUUGGAAAUGAGAAGCAAAAUGAGAGAAUAUCAUGAGGCAUUGCUACUACACCGGGACAUAGUCAAGCUUGCUAGACCGAGACGGUCGGGACUUCAAUUCUUACAAGAGUGGAUGAGAAGGACAACCAUGGGCAAUGUCCGACUUGUUGGCGCUGAUAAAGACAUCUGGUCUAAACAAGACUGCAGAGAUCUCGUAUGUGUUGAUGAGUCCGACACUUGGGCAACCCAAUCACUGGUGUUGCUGUAUCAUGACUACAUCGGGAAGCGCAUUCAUAAACCGGACAAAUCCAAGCUACACCUUCGCAACUCGAUUGACUACGACAACAAAGUAGUUGAACGAAUCGGCAAGGCCCUUACGACCGUCAUCGGAGGCUUGCUUCCAGUGGUUUCCAUUAUCGCCCUUUACGUCAUCCAUGACAUGGCGACGAGGCUUGGAUUGCUUGCCCUGUUUACCGCCAUCUUCUCGUUGUGCCUCACCGUCGCCACUAAGGCGAAGGUGACAGAGAUUUUCGCGGCAACGGCAGCAUUCGCCGCUGUUCUGGUCGUAUUUGUCGGAACAAGUGGGCCAAGAUGAUAUGAAAUAGGAAUGAGAUCGAGAGAUUACCACAAUGUGCUCAGUAGACGGUAUUAUCGUCACCAGCAAUAGCUUCAACGGUAGCAAAAGGCUCUAAACAAGGGAAUAAAAAUGGAACGAAGAAAGGAGAGGACUGGUGCAGGAAAGGGGUAAAGAGGAGCGAGUGCGGUCUAUCCGAGUAACAGCAGCAAGGUCGAGUCAUGCACAGAUCGUGUUGUUCCAGCCUAUGACUAUAGGUAGUUACUGUCCAUUGGUUCUUAUACCACAAGAAGAUCCAAG